AUGUGGAACUCUUGCAUGAAAGAUACAGAUGGACAUUGGGUGGUAUCAUAUCCCUGGAUAAAGACUCCAGAAGAACUUCCAAACAACGAAAAGCAAUGCUUCGCAAAACUUUGUUCCCUAGAAAAAAGGCUCAAGAAAACAAACUCUGCAGAGCAGUAUAGCAGGGCGAUUGACGAUAUGGUGGAGAAAGGUUUUGCAAAGAAACUAACUGAAGAAGAGAAAGGAACCUACCAUGGACCAGUCCAUUACAUUCCUCACCACGCUGUCAUGAGACCAGAAAGUGCCAGUACACCAAUCCGAAUAGUCUUUAAUUCGUCGAGUGUGUGUGAAGGGUCAUCGCUAAAUGACUACUGGGGAAAGGGUCCAGACCUAUUAAGAAAUCUGAUGGGAGUGAUUAUGAGAUUCCGGGAAUUCAAGAUUGCUGUUGCCGGCGAAAUCAGUACUGUAAAAUGUUCUAUCAGGUUAGGAUUCCACCAAGAGACAUGCACGUCCACAGAUUCUUGUGGAGAAAAUUUGAAGAGCGUUCACCUGACACAUAUGUUCUCCCCAUUGUGA
Anneissia japonica is the source of this 555-nucleotide messenger RNA. RefSeq lists its product as uncharacterized. The record is from RefSeq and is a predicted model, not a curated record. Lineage: Eukaryota; Metazoa; Echinodermata; Crinoidea; Comatulida; Comatulidae. The coding region runs from base 1 to 555 and encodes 184 amino acids. The transcript has a single exon.